CAGCUUUGAGAGAGGCGCCAGUGACUCUGCAGCCGUCAGAGUACCAGAGAAAGCACUCACAGACACAGAGUGAAAUGGUUUUGUUGUAAAUGUGUAACACAGGAGAAGAAAGUUGCUGAAAAGUAGGUGGGAGUGGAGUAAAUGGAAAAUGCACUGCGACCGGAGGAGGAUGAUGACUGUGUCUGCACAGCUCUGUUUGCUGGCAUGUUUCACUCUGACUGGAGACUUUUCUUUGGCUUUGAGGCCAAAUCAAGACGUGGAAUUCACAUUUCUGUUACCUGCCGGCAGCACCGAGAGUUUCUACCAAACCACUGUGAGAAACGACACCAUGGAGGUUGAAUAUCAGGUGAUAGCCGGGUCCGGUCUGGACGUUGGUUUUGCCCUCAUCUCACCCGGCGGACACCGGCUGGUCUCUGACUUCAGGCAAUCUGACAACAUUCACAUGGUGUCUCCCACAGAGGAUGGAGACUACCGGCUGUGUUUCGACAACAGCUUCAGUAAAAUGUCGGUGAAGGUUGUGUUCUUUGGGGUGAGCGUCAGGCCAAACAGCCAGAGCGGUGCAAGUAGGGGCCAAGAUGAGUGGAUGGACGUGGCCAUGGCCGAGAGCAUGGUGGAGUACAAACUGGAGGACAUCAGGGUGACGAUGGACUCCGUGUACCAGCGACUGGAGAGGACCCGUCAGCUCCAGACCUCGCUGCGGGCCUUUGAGGCGAGGGACCGCUACCUUCUGGAGGACAACCUGUGGCGGGUGUCCUUCUGGUCCUGCCUCAACCUGCUCGUCAUGUUGACUGUUGCGGCCACACAAAUCUACACCCUGCAACGUCUCUUUGACAGCAACAAGCGGACCAGCACCUAGUCACAACAGAGCUGUUUCGCUGAUCUCCAGCAAACACCUCACUGCUCUCACGCUGGAGAGAUGGACGUUCAAUUGAUAUGUGAGCAGAACUUAAAGGGAUAGUUCACAUCUUUUACAAAAACUGAUUAAUCAUGCACUGAGGAACUUUUUUAAAUUACAGCCAAAGAGUGCUUAUGUUUUUAUGUUUUUUCUGUUUGGUCCAGUCUUACCAACACCUGAAUAUCUUACAGGACUGGAAUAUGCACAAACCAAAGACUGUACAUAAAGAUGGACGACGCAUCUUCACUUCCUCCCACUCUCCAGAAAUGAAGCCAAAUAGCCUGCAGACGAAAGCUGCCAGCUUGUGCAGACGAUGAUCAAACAUUUCACCCCAUUUUAAUAGCAACAAAUAAACCUUAAAUGUCAGAAACCCUCAUAUAUGGUUUUUUUGGGCCCUGUCCCAUCAACAUAUAUGGAGGAGUCAGAGUUAAUGACCUAUACUGCUUCCAGCCACACAGGAGCAAUCAACACAUUUUGGCUUCAUUUUUUGGGAGCUGUGAUAUCGUCCAUCUUUAAAUAGUCUAUGACACACACAGAUAUUUGUUAAUACCAUCGUUGAAGCUUUUAACUCAAACCUUUCUCACUGAUUGAUUUUAUUGAAUUUCAAAUAUUACAAACAAAACAUUACUAGAGCCUAUAUUAUGACAAAGCAAAUAAACAUCACUUACUGGACACCCUUUUUUUGCUGAGCUGUUUAAAAAGACAAAAAUAAACAAUGGAAUUGAAAGUUGGAAGUUGAAUAAC
Messenger RNA from Paralichthys olivaceus (Japanese flounder), 1639 nucleotides. It is a transcript of the gene tmed1a, whose product is annotated as transmembrane p24 trafficking protein 1a. Gene Ontology annotation, biological process: intracellular protein transport; endoplasmic reticulum to Golgi vesicle-mediated transport; Golgi organization. Gene Ontology annotation, cellular component: COPII-coated ER to Golgi transport vesicle; endoplasmic reticulum-Golgi intermediate compartment; endoplasmic reticulum. Lineage: Eukaryota; Metazoa; Chordata; Actinopteri; Pleuronectiformes; Paralichthyidae. The record is from RefSeq and is a predicted model, not a curated record.